AUGGCGGGUGUAAGCAGAUGCAUGAAGUACUCCAUGUUCAUCUUCAACUUUUUUUUUUGGGUGUGUGGUUGCAUUAUUUUGGGAUUCUCUAUAUGGAUACGUGUUAGCAGUACUCAGCAGGGUGUAGAAAGCAGCGUGUUUGCAGGAGUUAAUCUACUAAUAGCCGUGGGAGCCAUCAUUAUGAUCCUUGGGUUCCUAGGGUGUUGCGGUGCUGUAAAGGAGAGCCGGUGCAUGCUGAUGUUGUUCUUUAUUGCACUGCUUCUGAUCCUGAUUCUUCAGAUCACAGGAGGUAUUUUAGGAGCAGUGUUCAAACCUCAGGUGGAAGAAGCUUUUACCCUUACUCUAAAUACGAGUGUGAAUGCUCUGAAAAGUACUACAGGAGAAUAUAAAGAGUAUCAGGAGGAGUUCCAGAAGCUGGAGAAAAAGGACAAAUGUUGUGGAUUGCUCAAUGGACCUGAAGACUGGGGAGAAAAUUUUAACAAACCUUCCUCAAACAUCUGUCAGUGUGAGCUAGAGAAGCCAUCAUCAGACCUCUGCAUGAAAUAUCAAGGCAGAUACAUCUAUAAAAAACCUUGUGGAGAAGUGAUUAUUCAACAAAUUAAAGACAAUCUAGUCAUAAUUAUGGGGAUCGCCUUUGGACUGGCUGUUGUUGAGAUUCUUGGUUUGGUGUUUUCUAUGAGCCUCUACUGCCAGAUCGGGAGAAAAUGAAACUGCGAAAAUGUCAGAAUGAUGUCACCAGUCAAAUCAAGACCCUUCUAGAAAGAUGGCUAGAGAUUUGGCUGGGCACAU
Messenger RNA from Hirundo rustica (Barn swallow), 789 nucleotides. RefSeq names its product tetraspanin 8 (gene TSPAN8). Lineage: Eukaryota; Metazoa; Chordata; Aves; Passeriformes; Hirundinidae. The transcript has 8 exons. Gene Ontology annotation, cellular component: membrane. The record is from RefSeq and is a predicted model, not a curated record. Bases 1 to 708 code for a protein of 235 amino acids.